CAAGCAUAUCUAGAGGUGCACGGCCCAAGCGUGAUGCGCGUGCAGCCGGCGGACGAACUACCACGACAUCAUCGUCGACUCCCAUCACCGCCGCUACCACAGCACCGCCGACAUCGAGCUCGAUACCAUACCGCCGUCUCCGUCGAGCACAUUCACGAUGGCCGACUACUCGUCGACGUCAGAGCUGACGCCCAAGUUCGCGCCGUUCUUGGGCAUGGGUGGCAUCGCCUUUGCCAUGAUCUUUGGGUGUAUGGGCGCGGCAUAUGGCACAGCAAAGUCAGGCAUCGGUAUCGCAAACGUUGGUGUUUUCAGGCCGGACCUGAUCAUGAAGUCUCUCAUUCCGGUUGUUAUGUCUGGAAUUAUUGCUGUCUACGCUCUGGUGGUGGCAGUGCUGAUAGCAGGAAACAUGAAGGCGCCGCCUGGGCAAAAUUACAGUCUAUACAAUGGUUGCAUGCACUUAGCGUGUGGCCUUUCAGUCGGUUUGACUGGGUUAGCAGCGGGAUAUGCAAUCGGGAUAGUUGGCGAUGCGGGAGUACGCGCGUAUAUGCAACAGUCACGCAUUUUCGUCGGCAUGGUGCUCAUUCUCAUUUUCGGCGAAGUGCUGGGACUUUACGGCUUGAUUGUGGCGCUUAUCUUGAACACAAGAGCAGCUGGCUAGAGAUUUGAGACAGUACGAGCAAUUCAGAUGUGCUGCCUUCGAUGUGCUGUUCUCAUGAUCCUGCUCGCGACAGGAAAUAGUGAGCGUGGCGUCUCUGCCUGCAGCCAGCAAAGCUGGGGAGUAGGCUGCUAAUAUAUGAAACUACCCUGCACUCGGGAUACCCUUCGCAGACAUGAUCACUAGCCACAGUGCGUGCGACACGUGAGACAUGAGUUUGAAGGGCUCAGGAGGCCGGCAGAUGCUGCAGAUCGGGCAACUUGUACAAUAGAAACACGUGAGCAUUUUCCAUAGCGAGGCAUAUGGGAUGAAUAGCACAGACAAUUGCUGCAGUUGAGAGCAGAUGCUGAUACUCCUCAACCAUCCGAACUUUUUUCGUGACAAAUGUUGUCUGAACCUGGCGGCG
Molecule: messenger RNA, 1061 nt
Organism: Cercospora beticola
Lineage: Eukaryota; Fungi; Ascomycota; Dothideomycetes; Mycosphaerellales; Mycosphaerellaceae
Gene: VMA11
Product: V-type proton ATPase proteolipid subunit
Biological process (GO): proton transmembrane transport
Cellular component (GO): proton-transporting V-type ATPase, V0 domain; membrane
Molecular function (GO): proton-transporting ATPase activity, rotational mechanism
Source: RefSeq, a predicted model, not a curated record